AUGUCGAAGAUGGGAUGCCCUCAGUCGGACACUGAUCCAAACAGUGUGACGAUUCUGCGUAAAGGAGGACCUGUGAACAAAACCUUGAAAACAAAUGCGGCUGUAAAUGCCGCAAUCCGCGCUGGUGCUGCCGUAGAAUCGCAAAAGAAAAUAUUGGCUGGUGGAAAUCGCCAACAUACCAGCAACAAAAACACUCUUAGGCUUGAUGAGGAAACAGAAGAGCUUCAUCACGAUCGUGUUCCCCUCUGUUUAGGAAAAGCGAUGCAGCAAGCUCGCCAAGCCAAGGAGUGGACUCAGAAGGAUUUAUCUACGGCAAUCAACGAGAAACCACAAGUUGUGGCUGAGUACGAGAAUGGCAAGGCAGUCCCGAACCAGCAAAUUCUCCAGAAAAUGGAACGCGCUCUGGGGGUGAAACUGCGUGGAAAAGACAUUGGCCAGCCGUUGGGUGCCAAGCACAAGAAAUAA
Messenger RNA from Ostertagia ostertagi, 465 nucleotides. NCBI's taxonomy places the organism in Eukaryota, Metazoa, Nematoda, Chromadorea, Rhabditida, Trichostrongylidae. The record is from the annotation of a GenBank genome assembly.